Coffea arabica (coffee) is the source of this 915-nucleotide messenger RNA. RefSeq lists its product as uncharacterized. The record is from RefSeq and is a predicted model, not a curated record. Lineage: Eukaryota; Viridiplantae; Streptophyta; Magnoliopsida; Gentianales; Rubiaceae.
AUGUCCAUCAGACAAAGGCCCGACGAGACGCUGAGGAACUUCAUGACCCGCUUUAAUGCGGAGAGCUUGCAGGUCAGGGACAAGGAUGAAAAAAUGGUGAUGGCCGCCUUCACAAAUGGGCUCAGGGUAGAGGAGAUCUUCUACGACCUGGCCAAGAAGCCUCCCGCGAACCUGGAGGAGCUCUUACGCAGGGCGCACGAGGCCGCUAAUGCGGAGGAGGCAGGUCGCCUGAAGAAGGAAUCCGAUCAGGAGCUCGGAGAUCGGAAAGGUCGGACUAACCCCCAGAGGAUCUUGGCUGUUAUGGAGGCGGAAGGGCUGGGAGAUCGGCCGCCCAAGAUGGGGACACUCCGGAAUAAAAGGAACCAAGAUCGGUACUGCGCCUUCCACCGUGACGUCGGACACGACACGGAGGGAUGCUGGGCCCUGCGUAAGGAGAUAGAAGACCUGAUCCAGCGCGGCUUUUUAGGGCGGUUCGUACGCCGACCAGGUCAGGAGCUCGGGCGCAACCACUACGGAGAUAGGUACGAGGGACGGCGUCGAGACCGCCCCGAGCGGCGCGACGCUCCUCGGAACCCCUCCCCCGACCUGGAAGACCAGAACCUAGCGGGGGUCAUAAACACCAUCGCCGGAGGCCCCACGGGGGGAGAUAGUCACACAGCUCGGAAGAACAGGCGACCACCCCCCGAGGGAGACGACUCGUUGAAACGCCUGCGCAUGGACGAGGAGACCACCUUCGGACCGAGAGAUGCGGUUCCCCUAGCGUCCGGGAAUCACGAGGUUAUAGUGAUAGACAUUGUCACCAACAACUAUUGGGUGAAAAAUGUGUAUGUCGACCAAGGUAGCGCGGUUGACAUUAUGUUCUACCGGGUGUUCAAAGAGCUCGGGCUGAGGGACGACCAGCUGACCCCGGUUUGA